Messenger RNA from Bombus huntii, 1149 nucleotides. Its product is annotated as mpv17-like protein 2. The coding region runs from base 305 to 916 and encodes 203 amino acids. Lineage: Eukaryota; Metazoa; Arthropoda; Insecta; Hymenoptera; Apidae. The transcript is spliced from 4 exons. Gene Ontology annotation, biological process: mitochondrial ribosome assembly. Gene Ontology annotation, cellular component: membrane; cytoplasm. The record is from RefSeq and is a predicted model, not a curated record.
UUCGCAAAUUUAUAUUCAGUAAUGCGCAGAUUUAUAUUACAAAGCGGUAACUUAUAUCUGUUUUGAAAAUCUAUGUAAAAGGUAUUCGCUUUUUAGUUAGUCGGAACCGGUAUGUUAUUGGGUCACGUUCGACAACACUUUCGUCUUCACAAGCAUCGAAAAAUUAAAAUCUCUAUGAUUAUCUAAUAGUAAAAAAAGAAUUUUAAAUAAAAUACAGAAGAAAGAAAUCUAAUAUACAAAUAUUUAAAAAAUCAGGCUAAUAAUAAAAAGUAAUUAUCUAAUAGACUUUAAGUUCAGUACGCAAAUGACCGUGUGGAAAAAAUUGUUUGGCAAGUAUCUUUUAGUGACCAACACUGUGAGUUGUGGUUUGAUGAUGGCGGCAGGGGACGUUCUCCAACAACGCAAUGAAUAUUUGAGAAAGCAUAAAUGUUUACCUACUAGAACAUACGUUAUGGCAGCGUCCCCACAUGCAGAACAAAAAUUUUAUAACUCAAAAGAUUCUGACAAAUAUAUGCACGAUUAUGUGAGGACUAAAAACAUGGCUAUUGUGGGUCUACUUCAAGGUCCUUUUCAUCACUGGUUCUACAUGAUUUUGGAUAGGGUAGUUCCCGGGAAAACUGUACUCUCCGUUAUCAAAAAGACCUGUCUAGAUCAAAGUAUAGCCAGUCCAACUUGUCUAGGAAUAUUUUUUAUUGGUCUUGGUCUUUUAGAACACCGCACUAUGGAGGAGAUUCGCGAGGAAAUGAAACUGAAAUUGUACGAUACGUGGAAGGUUGACUGUUGCUUUUGGCCUCCAACACAGUGCAUUAAUUUCUUAUUCGUACCCCUACACUAUAGGGUGCUCUAUAUCAAUUUUAUGACAAUGAUCUAUGACAUUUUUCUAUCAUACAUUAAAUAUGACGCGCAGUAUGAGUGAUAAACAUCUCAGAGCUAGUCUGUUGUACAGAUUAUAAAUAAUUAUAAUUUUUUUGCAUGAUUAUCCAUAACUUGCAAUAUAUAUAUUAUUUUAUAAUAUAUAUAUAUAUAUAUUUUUUUAAAUAUAUGUUACCACCGAAUAAUACAAAAAGUAUCAUAUAGAAUGUAUAAUACUCGACACGAAAGGAAUGUUAUUGAAAAUAAAGAAACAUUUGUUUUUGUAUAAAAAGAAAA